UGCCUCCUUAUAAACACCCCUUCCGCAGCGGAAGGCCUCGCACCGUCGUGUGUUUGCUGCAACAAACAGAUUCAAUUUAAAUCGGCAUCCUGGAGGACUUUGUCGAAUAUAAACCAUGUGUUAACAAACACUCAGCUUUUUUCAAUUAGAGAUCGUCCCCGCGCUGCCCUCCGUGCAAACCUCGAAGAAAGAACUCGCUUAUUUGAUUAACCCCCGCGUAAUUACAGCGCGCGUCCUCUCAAUGGUUUGUCAUUUAUUCGAUCAUAUAAUUUGCGAAUUAGGAGCCUAUUAAUGUGGCUACAAGACCCAAAUUAUGUGGGAAGAAACUGGUGAUCCUGCUGGGAUAUGAUCUGACUCCAUUGCGUAAAAAUAUGUCUAGACCAGAAUUAACCCCGUUCAAAUCUUGUUACAUUUUGAAUAACAAAGAGCGUCCACGUGUUACUGACAGUAGUAUUUGUUGUCCGCGGAGCUUUAAUAGAUGAAAUAGUCCCAUUCAGAGGCCACCGGGUUUGCGCGGCCUGUUGCGCCUUAAUGCUCGGCCCCUCACCGUCUGCUAAAUACUGAGUGUUUUUUGUCAAUAUUAGCGGGACUACUUGAGGGGAAGUUUAUAAUUGGACACGUGUUUCCCCCGCUUUUUUGUCGUUUGGAGAUCAACCGAUUCCAUUGUAAUUCGUUUUUAAAGCAAUGAGCGAUCCACAAGGAGGGGUAAAGUGUUCUUAAGAGCUCCCUUUCAGCCUUUACAAUGGCCAGAGCAACCCGCAGAGAAACACGGAGGCCCUGGAAGUAUUUAAUCCAGGAGAUGUGUCCACGGGGCUGUCACACAGCAGCAGAGAUUCAGGCACACGCAGGUAGGCUGUUGCCAGUUUGUUAAGGGGAACACGCUCUCUGCCGAGACUGGGAAAGAAACUCAAUCAUUGUGUUUUUGCCUUUAUAAAAUAUAAAAUAUGGAGGACAUGCUUUUUGACUUCGACGAGGAUGGCACGAAGGAUUUUGCAUUUUGGGGACAAAUGGACCAAAACUUCCAGUUUCAGACCCAGCUGGACAACUUCCUGCUGGACUACACCACAGCCGCCGGCCAGCUCUCGCCCUGGUCCUCCCUGGGAAGUCAGUCCAUGUUCCCGGACGCGCAGCUGACCUUCACCGACCUCGACGUGCAGUCUCCGGGGGCGGACGUCUGCACGGAAGGGGAAGGCUCCUCCAUGGACGAACCCCUGGAGGUGACCAAACACAGGGCGCGGCGGCUGGUGACCCAUCCGCCCUACACGGUGCAGCGACACGCGGCCAACAUCCGGGAGAGGAAGAGGAUGCUGAGCAUCAAUUCCGCCUUCGAGGAGCUGCGCUGCCACGUACCCACGUUUCCCUACGAGAAGCGGCUGUCGAAGAUCGACACUCUGCGGCUGGCCAUCGCGUACAUCGCCCUGCUGAGGGAGAUCCUCGUGUCGGGCUGCGACCCCAAAUCCUACGUGGACGAGUGCAUGAAGAACGGCUACAAGAAUCACACUGACGCCAUCUGGAACACAAGCGACCUGACAGCCCGCCUCUCUUGGAUAAAGUGGGAUUAACCGAGGAACAUGGGGCACCCCAAGUGUGGCGAUGGCAGCGGGGAGGAGGUUCAAGUUUGUUCCUCCCUCUUCUCACACUCUCUCUACAUGUCAAAGACAGGCAGCCGGCCCUGCAUGACAGAGCCGAUUGAUCGACAUCUGCAGACUUCUCAUCGGGUCACACACCUCAGGCUUUUCUCAACUUCACCCCACUCCUUCGUCCUCCGUGGCUUUUAAUAUUCAAAUUUAUUGUUGACUGGUAAUUGAGAGCCAUUGUUUCUGCGGCUGGGGAGGGAAAGAGGGUUGGCAUUGUUUGCCCAAUUGGAUGGCACUUGUCACAGAGAGAGAGAGUGAUGGGGGGGGCACACUGGCAUGAGACUAAAUGGACUUUGUAAAGGGCUCAUACUUCUGCAUGUAGCGCUGAAGUGUUUUUUGGACUCCCGCUCAUUAGUCUGUGAGUCGAUGUGUUAAAAAGAGCCUUGAUCAUGUAAAUGAGACAAUGGGUGUGAGAAGCAGAACGGUGCAAUGUGUUUUAGCAUGUCAGGUGUUGUUUCCAAACAUGGCAAUACGGCUAGUAGUGUACUGCUUGUUACAUCUGUCAUCUGUUGUAUUAAUUAUUUAUUUAUGUAUUUAAUUUUCAAUUUAAUUAUUUAUGACAAAAUGCCUUUUCUACUUUCUUGGACGUGUAUUCCAACAAACGGUGAUUAUUUAUUGUUCAUGUGUAAUGCAGAUGAGAGCGCUGUUUUGUUUUUUUGUGAUUUACUGUACAUUUGAAACUACUCUGGGAUCUGUGAAAGUGUCGUUUUUCCUUAAAUGCAUCGCCACAGAAAAGCCUUGCUGUGACAGCUUUAUGUAUUUCUUAACAAUACAUAACAUAAAAAUACAAUACAUAAAAAGCAUCUUUUCCCACCUUCUCCAGUUCUUUUGUGGUUGAUUCCUGAUUUUUCCGUAUUGAGGUCUUUAAUCUGUUACAGGGGUCAGUCAAACACCGACAUAUCACCUCUCUCUGUCCCUGAUUUAUUUUCGUGUUAACCUUUAUAGAUGACUC
Anarrhichthys ocellatus (wolf-eel) is the source of this 2589-nucleotide messenger RNA. Its product is annotated as achaete-scute homolog 1a. The coding region runs from base 945 to 1562 and encodes 205 amino acids. The transcript is spliced from 2 exons. Gene Ontology annotation, biological process: regulation of transcription by RNA polymerase II; developmental process. Gene Ontology annotation, molecular function: DNA-binding transcription factor activity, RNA polymerase II-specific; RNA polymerase II transcription regulatory region sequence-specific DNA binding; protein dimerization activity. The record is from RefSeq and is a predicted model, not a curated record. NCBI's taxonomy places the organism in Eukaryota, Metazoa, Chordata, Actinopteri, Perciformes, Anarhichadidae.